Messenger RNA from Lathyrus oleraceus (garden pea), 3451 nucleotides. The record is from RefSeq and is a predicted model, not a curated record. Lineage: Eukaryota; Viridiplantae; Streptophyta; Magnoliopsida; Fabales; Fabaceae.
AGAAAGAAAAAAGAAGAGUUCCAUUCUAUAACGACCAAACCGAAAAAAGUUGUCUCAUUGAUUAUUGUUAUUGUAAACACAAACACACACACAAGCAGCAUAAGAAGUAUCGCCCUCACACUAUUCAUUCAUUCACAUUUGGCCUUUUCUUCUUUCAACCCCAAUCUCAUUCAGUCAUUCCUCUCACUCCUACUACCAACAAUAACAACUCCCUCUUUCUUUUCCCCUUCAUUGACGAUCUCCACGAAGCUACAAUACCCUUAUAAUUUCAACAACUCUUUCUCUUUCUAUUACCCAUUUUCUUCUUUCUCUCUCUACCUCUCUUUCCUCCUUGGUUUUGGAUCUUCAAUUUCUCAUUCACUGAUUUUGGUGAUUUGAGGAAUUGAGAUUGAAGGACUGUGUUGAGGAACUAUGGCUUCCUCUUCUGCAACUCUUGUUGGUUCUACUGCUUCUGAUCUUCUCAGGAGUUCAACUACUGGUUUCACUGGUGUCCCUUUGAGAACCUUGGGAAGGGCAGGGUUGGUCUUGAAAAGAAGGGAUUUAACUGUUAGUGUUACUGCUAAGUUGAGGAAGGUGAAGAGGCGUGAAUAUCCAUGGUCAAGUAACCCUGAUCCCAAUAUGAAAGGUGGGCGGUUGCGUCAUCUCUCAACGUUCCAGCCACUCAAACAGCCGCCAAAGCCUGUUAUUUUGGAGUUUGAAAAGCCUCUUAUUAAUAUGGAAAAGAAGAUUAAUGAUUUUCGGAAGGUGGCAGAAAAAACUGGUGUGGAUUUAAGUGAUCAGAUUCUCGCAUUGGAGGCUAAGUACCAAAAGGCUUUGGUGGAAUUGUAUACAAAUCUAACUCCUAUACAGCGGGUCACCGUUGCACGGCAUCCUAACAGGCCUACUUUCCUGGAUCACAUGUAUAACAUGACUGAAAAGUUUGUGGAACUCCAUGGUGAUCGUGAAGGAUACGAUGAUCCUGCUAUUGCCGCUGGUCUAGGGAGUAUAGAUGGUAAAACCUACAUGUUCAUCGGCCACCAAAAGGGUAGAGAUACUAAAGAAAAUAUUAAGCGUAACUUUGCGAUGCCAACUCCACACGGUUAUAGGAAAGCUCUGCGCUUGAUGGAAUAUGCAGAUCAUCACGGGUUCCCGAUAGUUACUUUCAUUGACACCCCUGGGGCAUUUGCUGACCUCAAAUCCGAGCAACUUGGUCAAGGUGAAGCAAUUGCUCAUAAUUUGAGAUCCAUGUUUGCUCUGAAGGUGCCAGUUAUUUCUAUAGUUAUUGGGGAAGGUGGAUCUGGCGGUGCCCUUGCCAUUGGAUGUGCUAAUAAAUUACUCAUGCUUGAAAAUUCAGUGUUCUUUGUUGCCAGUCCAGAGGCAUGCGGUGCAAUCUUGUGGAAGAGUAAUAAAGCUGCUCCAAAGGCUGCUGAGCGACUGAAGAUUACAGCAUCUGCAUUGUUGGAUUUGGAAAUUGCAGAUGGCAUUAUACCGGAGCCCCUGGCUGGUGCACAUACUGAUCCAAGUUGGAUGUCUCAACAGAUUAAAAUUGCAAUCAAUGAAGCUAUGGAUGAACUCACCAAGUUGAGCACAGAAGACCUAAUAAAAGAUCGCAUGCAUAAGUUCCGAAAACUCGGUGUUGAUGGGAUCCAGGAAGGAAUUCCUUUAGUUCCCAGUAAGAAAGUCAACACGAAAAAGAGGGAAAUAGGUGUUCCGCCGAAGAGGCAGGAGGUACCUAUUCCUGAUUCUCAAAUAGAGGCUGAAAUUGAGAAACUGAAGAAAGCUAUUUUGGAAGGGGAGGACUCUUCUGCGGCAAAGAAGAAUCCUGGUUCUCAAAUAGGGUCUGCAAUUGACAAACUGAAGGGUUUAUUUUUGGAAGGUAAGGACUCUUCUGCGGCAAAGAAGACUCCUGGUUCUCAAAUAGUGGCUGAACUUGACAAACUGAAGGGUUUAUAUUUGGAAGCUAAGGACUCUUCUGCGGCAAAGGUUCCUGGUUCUCAAAUAGUGGCUGAAAUUGAGAAACUGAAGAAUAGUAUUUUCGAAGAUGAGGACUCCUCUUCUGCUGUUCUGCCAGAGAAGAUUCCUGGUUCUGAAAUAGCGGUUGAAAUUGCGAAACUGAAGAAAAAUAUUUUGGAAGGUAAGGACUCCUCUUCUGAGCCUUCAAAACUCGAUCUGGACAAGACAAUAGAGACUCUGAAAAGGGAGGUUAAUCGAGAAUUCUCUGAGGCCGUUAAAGCCGCGGGCUUAACAAAAACAUUGACGAAACUACGGGGUGAAAUUUCAAAAGCAAAGGCAGGUAACCAACCUUUGACUCCAUUGCUGAAGGAGGAGAUAAAAAGUUUUAACCAAAGGUUAUCAGCGGCUCCUAAUUCCAGAAAGCUGCUGAAGAAGCGUGGCUUGUUAAGAGAAGUGACUAAAGUCAAGCUUUUGUUGGAUAAAAACAAGGCUGCAACACGUAAGCAAGAGCUAAAGAAAAAGUCGGAUGAACACAAGGAGGCUGCAAGACUUGAGCAAGAACUAAAGAAAAAGUUUGAUGAAGUCAUGGAUACUCCUAGAAUAAAGGAAAAGUAUGAAGCAUUACGGUCUGAAGUCCGGCGCGUUGACGCAUCCUCAGGAAGUGGCUUGGACGAUGAACUGAAGAAGAAAAUCAUUGAGUUCAAUAAGGAGGUAGACUUGGAGCUGGCUACAGCUGUGAAGUCGGUAGGGUUAGAGGUUGAGUCUGUGAAACCAGGACAUGGCUGGAACAAGUCUUCAGUGCCAGAGAUAGAAGAACUAAACAAAGAUGUACAAAAGGAAAUUGAAAUUGUGGCAAACUCGUCACCGAAUGUUAAGAGACUGAUAGAGCAAUUGAAACUGGAGGUUGCCAAGUCUGGAGGGAAACCAGAUUCUGAAUCGAAGAGUAGAAUUGAUGCUUUGACGCAACAGAUUAAGAAGAGCCUUGCUGAGGCUGUUGAUUCGCCUAGCCUGAAAGAGAAGUAUGAAAACCUCACUCGACCAGCAGGAGACACUCUCACCGAUGACAAAUUGAGAGAGAAAGUUGGUGUAAAUCGCAACUUCUCUUAAUAGACUGCUGCUCGUGCGGAGCUGGUGAAGACGGUGCUGAGAGUGGAAACUGCAUCAGCGUCUUCCUGAUGAUAUAUUUUACCAAUAUCUUCAUGGUCAAUAAUUGUUAGAAAGAGAGUUAAAGGAGAUACCGGACGAUUUGUGGCUGAUAUUUUUCAUCAUCUAGACUACAAGCGCUAAUAAAACAUAAAACCAUUUUGUAUCUGUUGAGUUAGAAUGUUGCAGUUAAUUUUAGAAUGACUUGCUUUAUCUACGUCUUUUUUCUUCCCUUUUUCAAAAAUUUUAAGUGUUUUCCCUGAAUAGACAUAGAUAUAAAUUAUUUGUGUUUGUAGAACAUAAUAAAUAACAUGAUGCUGUGGUGUUUGAAUGUCUUAUUUGCAAGAAUGAACUGUGGGCUUAGUUUUGAUGUGUA